CAAUAAAUCUAGAGAGGUUCGAACAAAUUUGAGUGCGCCAUCUACUUCCGGAACUUUAACUGUAGACAGCAUGGAAGAGAGGAAAGAAAAAACAUGGGGCAAGAAGAAUGUUGAAAAAGACUUACUUGAGGUCCCCGAAGGCUGGAAAGAUCCUGGCAUAACCAAAGAGGAUAAUCCACAUGGUGUUCUAGCAGAAACCUCUUUUGCAACUUUAUUCCCAAAAUACAGAGAAAAAUAUCUUCGAGAAUGUUGGCCACUUGUAAAAAAGACACUUGGCGAUUAUCAUAUUAAGGCAGAGCUGGAUGUGGUAGAGGGCAGUAUGACAGUGACUACCACCCGGAAAACGUGGGAUCCCUAUAUAAUCGUCAAAGCACGUGACCUCAUCAAGCUCCUGGCCAGAAGUGUACCAUAUGAACAAGCCAUCAGAAUCACAGAAGAUGACGUUGCCUGCGACAUCAUAAAAAUUGGCUCUCUUGUGAGAAACAAAGAAAGAUUUGUCAAACGUCGACAUCGACUCAUAGGUCCUGAUGGCUCUACUCUCAAGGCUAUCGAACUACUAACAGGAUGUUACGUGAUGGUACAGGGAAAUACAGUCUCCGCCCUCGGUCCCUAUAAAGGGCUGCGAGAUGUAAGAAAAAUUGUUGAAGACACCAUGAAAAAUAUCCAUCCAAUCUACAACAUAAAAACGCUGAUGAUUAAGAAAGAAUUAGCUAAAGAUCCCAAGUUGAAAGGGGAAAGCUGGGACAGGUUUUUACCCAAGUUUAAAUCCAAAACAAUUAGCAAAAGGAAGCAGCCCAAAAAGAAGAGGACGAAGAAGGACUACACACCCUUUCCUCCUCCCCAGGUGGAGAGCAAGAUUGAUAAGGAGCUGGCUAGUGGCGAGUAUUUCCUCCAGGCGAGUCAGAAGAAGGCAAAGGCACAGCUGGAGAAAAAAGAAAAACAGAAAGAAAAUGAGACGAAGCAGAAGGAGAGACGUGCCCAGGCCUUUAUACCUCCUACAGAAACCGCACCCUCAGCCAAGAAACAGAAAGUCUCAGGUACAGAAGUUGACAUCUCUUCUCUUAAGAAGAAAAUCAAGAAAGCACAAAAGAAGAAAGUAUGAAAUGACAGAAGAGAUCGUUUGGAUUCUGAAGGAAUAACUUGGCAAAGCCACAUCUGGACGCCAUUCAUGGGGCCAUUUUGGAUAUAAUGAUUUGGUGCUGUUAAGUGGCGACCCACAGAUGUGCUGCCGUUAAGUGGCGACCCACAGAUGUGCUGCCGUUAAGUGGCGAACCAUGGAUGUGCUGCCAUUUAGUGGUGAAACACAGAGAAGAACUUUACAUGUUCGCUAGACCUUCUCCAUUUUACAGCUAAAAUAUCAACAUAAGACGACAAACUAUUUUUUUUCUGCCAAAACAGGAUUGAUUAAGAGGAAUAUUAAUGAUGACAUUUCUAGCCUUGAGGGAAUUGUCUUCCCUUCCAUUUACAUAUACGAGGAACUAGGUAAAUGUACUCUGACAGUCGAUUUGAAUACCGUAGCGAAACAGUUUCACCCAGCAAAAUAUUGUGUGGAUUUCGUCCUUACUUUGGAAGACCUACACAAUCAUCAUGUAUGUGAUAUAUUAAACUGUGUACUAGUUCACUACUAUCCAUACUUUGAAUAUCAUGACAAACUCGUCAUCAUUUCAGAGAUAACAAGAAAAUAUUUCACAGUAUACAGUAUUUAUAUUGUUUUACCAAAUUAUCUGUCAAGAAGGAUUUAGACUUACUGAAAAUAUAACCGUCAUUCUCAAAGCUCAAUCUGUUUUACAUUUCAACAUUGGCAGAAAAACAGAAUUUAUAUCAGAAUCAUUAAAAACUAACACGGAUCUUCCUACAAAUCAACAAGCUCUGAUAGGGAAAUGUAUAACUGUCUGGGUCAGGAAGGUGAUUAGGGAAGUGUAUAACUGUCUGGGUCAGGAAGGUGAUUAGGGAAGUGUAUAACUGUCUGGGUCAGGAAGGUGAUUAGGGAAGUGUAUAACUGUCUGGGUCAGGAAGGUGAUUAGGGAAAUGUAUAACUGUCUGGGUCAGGAAGGUGAUUAGGGAAGUGUAUAACUGUCUGGGUCAGGAAGGUGAUAGGGAAGUGUAUAACUGUCUGGGUCAGGAGGGUGAUUAGGGAAGUGUAUAACUGUCUGGGUCAGGAGGGUGAUUAGGGAAGUGUAUAACUGUCUGGGUCAGGAGGGUGAUUAGGGAAGUGUAUAACUGUCUGGGUCAGGAAGGUGAUAGGGAAGUGUAUAACUGUCUGGGUCAGGAGGGUGAUUAGGGAAGUGUAUAACUGUCUGGGACAGGAGGGUGAUUAGGGAAGUGUAUAACUGUCUGGGUCAGGAAGGUGAUAGGGAAGUGUAUAACUGUCUGGGUCAGGAAGGUGAUAGGGAAGUGUAUAACUGUCUGGGUCAGGAAGGUGAUAGGGAAGUGUAUAACUGUCUGGGUCGGGAGGGUGAUUAGGGAAGUGUAUAACUGUCUGGGUCGGGAGGGUGAUAGGGAAGUGUAUAACUGUCUGGGUCAGGAAGGUGAUAGGGAAGUGUAUAACUGUCUGGGUCAGGAAGGUGAUAGGGAAGUGUAUAACUGUCUGGGUCAGGAAGGUGAUUAGGGAAGUGUAUAACUGUCUGGGUCAGGAAGGUGAUUAGGGAAGUGUAUAACUGUCUGGGUGGGGAGGGUGAUAAGGGAAGUGUAUAACUGUCUGGGUCAGGAAGGUGAUAGGGAAGUGUAUAACUGUCUGGGUCAGGAGGGUGAUUAGGGAAGUGUAUAACUGUCUGGGUCAGGAGGGUGAUUAGGGAAGUGUAUAACUGUCUGGGUCAGGAGGGUGAUUAGGGAAGUGUAUAACUGUCUGGGUCAGGAAGGUGAUAGGGAAGUGUAUAACUGUCUGGGUCAGGAGGGUGAUUAGGGAAGUGUAUAACUGUCUGGGUCAGGAGGGUGAUUAGGGAAGUGUAUAACUGUCUGGGUCAGGAAGGUGAUAGGGAAGUGUAUAACUGUCUGGGUCAGGAAGGUGAUAGGGAAGUGUAUAACUGUCUGGGUCAGGAAGGUGAUAGGGAAGUGUAUAACUGUCUGGGUCGGGAGGGUGAUUAGGGAAGUGUAUAACUGUCUGGGUCGGGAGGGUGAUAGGGAAGUGUAUAACUGUCUGGGUCAGGAGGGUGAUUAGGGAAGUGUAUAACUGUCUGGGUCAGGAAGGUGAUAGGGAAGUGUAUAACUGUCUGGGUCAGGAAGUUGAUAGGGAAGUGUAUAACUGUCUGGGUCAGGAGGGUGAUAGGGAAGUGUAUAACUGUCUGGGUCAGGAAGGUGAUUAGGGAAGUGUAUAACUGUCUGGGUCAGGAGGGUGAUUAGGGAAGUGUAUAACUGUCUGGGUCAGGAGGGUGAUUAGGCCACAUCCUACUGGAGACUUGAUAUGGUAUGUAAUGUCAGUGUCUCCAAGGAUGAUAAUGGAUCUGCCGACAGAUUGCAAUCGGCAAUAAAGUAAAAGCUCACUUUAUGUGACAGACUGGAUGUGUAAUAAUUUGUGUAAAAUUUGAAAAUUCACUCUUUGUGACAGGAACAAUGACUGUGCUCACAACCUGUGACCUUAAAAAAGUAAUAUUCUCAUGAACAUUCACACUUUGUGACAGGAACAAUGACUGUAUACACAAUCUUUGUCCUUACAAAAGGAGUGUUCUAAUGAACAUCACACUUUAUUUAUAUACUGUGUAUAUAAUGGAACCCUAGUGGUUUAUAUUAAAAGUUUGUAAAUAUGUGAA
This is a messenger RNA of Pecten maximus, 3746 nucleotides long. Its product is annotated as KRR1 small subunit processome component homolog. The record is from RefSeq and is a predicted model, not a curated record. NCBI's taxonomy places the organism in Eukaryota, Metazoa, Mollusca, Bivalvia, Pectinida, Pectinidae. Gene Ontology annotation, cellular component: nucleolus; small-subunit processome. Gene Ontology annotation, molecular function: RNA binding. Bases 71 to 1102 code for a protein of 343 amino acids. The transcript has 12 exons.